Messenger RNA from Penicillium cinerascens, 3417 nucleotides. Its product is annotated as EF hand domain protein. The transcript has a single exon. Gene Ontology annotation, molecular function: calcium ion binding; zinc ion binding. Gene Ontology annotation, cellular component: membrane; cytosol; intracellular membrane-bounded organelle. The record is from RefSeq and is a predicted model, not a curated record. NCBI's taxonomy places the organism in Eukaryota, Fungi, Ascomycota, Eurotiomycetes, Eurotiales, Aspergillaceae. Bases 1 to 3417 code for a protein of 1138 amino acids.
AUGUCCGAGCCGCGCUCGGGGCCGGUCUCGCUAACGCGAUAUCGGCCUAUCCUUUACCUCUUUACCGGUGUUGCAGCUGCAUAUGCGCUCCUCUACAUUCAUAACAACGUCGUUUCACCCCAUACGUCGCAAUCCCCCCUCCGACGCCGAGGCGCCGUGCGCCGCUCAAGACGAUCCGAAGCCGAAGAAUCGGGGCUCGUGCACACUCCCUCAUACCGAGCCAUCACCCACUUGGAACAGCUCGAACGUCAAAAUGGUGUGUACGGGACAUUUCGCAUUGAAACGGAAGAUGGCCGGCGUGUGGAAAGUGGUCUUCUUCCAUCUCUGCUCGCAACGCGCGACCAGUUGAUGGAGGAGGUCGGUGUGCCCCCAGCCCACGCCGAGCGCAUGCGCGAAAUGAUGGAGGACACCUUCCUCGAAUCUUUCCUUGCUCUUGACUUCCCCGCUGCACACAGCCUUCCCGAUAAUAGCCCAGAGCGGACCUACUUGACGGAGCAGCUUCAACAGCGAGGCAUCUCCCGGGCAGGCAUCGAACGAGCGCUAAUCCGGUUUAACGGCGACGAGAACUACGGAACCGAGCUGCGUCGACGGCGACAAAACGGCGAGCGGGUCACACUUUCAACUUCGACCUUCCCUGAUGUGGCUGCGCCGGCCCAGAAUACCGACGGUGCGGAGGCAACAGGCGAUGAUCAGAGCGUUUUCUCCUGGCGCGAAGGGAACAACGACGCUUCACCCACAAGAGAAGGCCAGAACCUGCUUAACUUGCUUUAUCACAUUGCGGAGGACCAGGCGCGAAGGGAUGGUUAUAUCCACCGUGGAGUUACGUGCAACAGCUGCGGUGCCAUGCCCAUCCAGGGUAUCAGGUAUCGGUGUGCGAAUUGUAUAGAUUACGACCUGUGCGAGACAUGCGAGGCCAUGCAGGUACAUAUCAAGACCCAUCUGUUUUAUAAAGUUCGAAUUCCUGCUCCAUUCUUGGGCAAUCCGCGUCAAUCUCAGCCAGUGUGGUAUCCUGGAAAGCCUGCAAUGCUUCCCCGCAGCCUCCCUCGGCCCCUUGCCAAGCGCUUGAUGAAAGAAACCAGCUUCGAAAACACCGAGCUCGACGCACUCUGGGACCAGUUCCGUUGUCUUGCGAACUUCGAAUGGGCAGAUGAUCCAAACAAGCUUUACAUGGCUAUCGAUCGCAAAACCUUCGAUCGGUGCUUUGUUCCCAAUACAUCUCUUCGGCCGCCUCCUCCCAGUCUUAUCUACGAUCGUAUGUUUGCCUUUUACGAUACCAAUGGUGAUAAUCUCAUCGGAUUCGAGGAGUUCCUUAAAGGAUUGGCCAGUCUCAAUAACAAGAGCAAUGAUGAAAGAUUGCAGCGUGUAUUCCGUGGGUAUGAUAUUGACGGCGAUGGUUUCGUUGAGCGAAAAGAUUUUCUCCGGGUUUUCAGAGCGUACUACGCUCUGAGUCGGGAACUUACUCGUGAUAUGGUUGCUGGCAUGGAAGAUGAUUUCCUUGAAGGUGGCGCUCGCGACGUUGUCCUCGGCAGCCAACCUAUUAGUUCUGCGUUCCCAGGCAAUAUUCCCUCGGGCGAGAUUUCGCGAAUCGGUGAAGGCAAGCGUGUCAAUCAGGACGGUGACAUGGAGGUUGUCGACAACGAUGGGAUCUUGCGACAGGAUAGUGCCGACCUUGGCGAUCGACACUCAGUUGUAGGUCAAGCUGCUGUGCGAGAGCAGUUUGGUCGAACGAGGCCAUUGUUCCCGUCCACGAUACGCCUUCCGACGACUAGCGAGCCGGAAACCCGCCGGUCCAACCCCAGGGCCGAUGAGGAAGAGGAUGAUGAUGAUGAUGAUGAUGACGACGACGAUGAAGAUGCCAGUGAUUCCGAUGAAUCUGGCUCGUCCGUCGCAAGUGGCCAUUGGCCCCCUCCGGAACAUAUUCAUGAGGAGGACAUCAUCGUCGCUCUUGGAACGUAUGUGCCCCCUCAAGAAAUCACCGACCCCGUCGACAGAGCUCGUAUCGUGACAGCUGUCUAUAAUAGAAUGCGUGAUGAUGACCAAAGACGAAUCGACGAAACUCGCCGGAACGGAAUCGACGAACGCUGGAGACGCCGUGCAUUUUACACCGAUGAGGAAGACGGCGCUAUUGCUCCUCCUGCUUAUCAACGAGAUCCGGCUUUCGAUGAUAUUCUGAGUGAUGAUGAGGGGUCCAUGGAAGAAGAGCCUCUCGACUCGCAUCCGCCAUCGCCUCGCUCGCGAUCUUCCUCCAAGGUGCGCUUCCAGGAUGAUCUUACAGACGACUACGACGUGCGCUCGAACCCAUCAACGUCAUCCCGCAGCAUCCCCGUUGGCGAGCGGUGGGGUGGUUUUGAGAUCCCCGAGGUUGAGAAAGAUGUCGGCAAGGAAAUCCUGUACCAAGUCACCCAGCAGGGCUUCAACGAGCUGCUCGAUAUUCUUUUCAAGCCAAAGGAAGAUCUUCUUAUGGAGGUCAUCCGGACGCGUGCUGAUCGCAAGACUUGGGCCCAUGAGAUCGAGCUCAUGGAAAAAUCAGGACCUCUCAAACCGGAGGAGACCAAGGAAGAGGAGCUCAAACACCCACGCGACGAGGAGGAGCUCGAAGAAGUGACAAAAGAAAAAUCACUGGAUGAUCUCUUGCAACGAGCUGGUUACGCAGUGCAGAGUCCGACUCUGGAGCCUGUGAACUCAGGGCCCGUGUUGGAACCAACGUCUCCUCGCGCUUUGGCUUCUCAUAACGAUAUUCGACCAACCCAUCUCGCUGAUCCUCAUCAUGGGGACGGCAUUGGACAGGAUCAUCCUUAUGAGGACCAGUCGGACACAGCUUCAGCCACCAGCUUAUCUGACGCCGAUGGCCAAGCUCCGAUCUCUGAAGCCGCUUCUGCCCGGGACUCCUCCGAUGAGGAUGAACCAGAUGACAGCAUCCACGAAACCCUUGGUUUUGAUCCAACCCUCCCACAGUUCCGCCCCGACGCCGACACGCCCCGUCCGCGCCUCUCAUUCCGAGCUGAGCCUUCAGUGAUGGAAGCUUCGGCAGCGUAUACAUCCCCUCAAACCAGCCACUCCGAUCUUCCCCACCGUCUCCGCCUCGAACCAAACGGCACCAUCUCCCUCCCUGCCCCUUCUUCUCCCCACUCAUCUUCGCCAGAAGCUGAGGCAACAGCCCCCAAGCCCCCACCUUCACCCAUGCAGCCGCUUCCUCCGCCGAAGUCGGCCAGUUCACCCGAAGAUACCGGUCCUCGCAAGCCCCCAGCUCGAAUUUUGGCUCGCUGGGCAUAUCUGAACCAGGUUGAGCGUGAAUCCAAGGAGCGCGGUGGCAGUGGAGCAAAACUCAAUUUUGAAGAGUUCUCGCAUCGCAUGGCGGCUGACAAGGGACGUCGGUUGGCCUUUGUGGCAAGUUGGAUUGAGAUGGCUAGCUUCUGA